Cuscuta europaea is the source of this 3012-nucleotide messenger RNA. The record is from the annotation of a GenBank genome assembly. NCBI's taxonomy places the organism in Eukaryota, Viridiplantae, Streptophyta, Magnoliopsida, Solanales, Convolvulaceae.
GUACUGCUCUUCAGGUAAAACUACUGAUGAGCUGACCAAUCGAGUGCUCCACUAGGCUGCUGCGGAGAAAGAUGCAAACUUCCUCAACCUUUCCUUCUCUAUCUUCUUCUGCCUCAUCCUAAACAAGUACCCAACUUUAUUGCUCUCCAAUGGCCUCUUCUACUCCCCCACCCCACUGUACUCUCACCACCUCUAAACCCUAUCAAAACAACCAUCACCUUCAACCCAAUCGCCGCCACGCCAACCACCACCACCCCCAAUGGACCACCUCUCACAAAGUCUCUUUGAGCCGGCCUCCCCACCCAAGACACGCCGGCGCCUCUGCUGCACCCGCCACCGCCGCCCCUUUCCCUUCCUUCUCUUCACAGGAGCUAAGCGCCGAUUUCUCCGGCCGCCGCUCCACCCGUUUCGUCUCCAAAAUGCAUUUCGGUCGACCCAGAGCUACUGGCUCUGCCAGCCGCCACACCGCCGUCGCCGAUGAAGUUCUGGAGGAGGCGCUUCGAUGCGCCGGCGAUGAAUGUGCUUUUGACAGAAUGUUGCUGUCAUUCGAGCCCAAGAUGUCCGGCACCGAAGAUUACACAUUCCUGCUCCGAGAGCUUGGGAACCGCGGCCAAUGCUCCAUGGCAAUGAGAUGCUUCGAUUUUGCUCUUCGCCGGGAAAGAAAGCGCAACGAUCAAGGUAAGUUAGCCAGCUCGAUGAUUAGUAUCCUUGGAAGAUUUGGGAAAGUCGAUUUAGCUGAGAAAGUGUUUGAAAAUGGCCUGAAAGAGGGGUAUGGCAAUACUGUCUAUGCUUAUUCCGCUCUAAUAAGUGCUUAUGCCAAGAGCGGGUACUGCGAUGAGGCCAUUAGGGUAUUCGGGUCGAUGAAAGACUCGGGCUUGAGACCUAAUUUAGUAACUUACAACACAUUAAUCGAUGCAUGUGGUAAAGGAGGCGCUGAUUUCAAAAGGGCUUUGGAGAUUUUCGACGAAAUGUUAAGAAAUGGUGUUCAGCCUGAUAGGAUAACCUAUAACUCACUCCUUGCUGUUUGCAGUGGGGCAGGAUUGUGGGAAACCGCUAGGGGCUUGUUUGGUGAGAUGGUUUAUAGAGGAAUUGAACAAGACAUUUACACAUACAAUACACUCUUAGACGCUGCUUGCAAUGUAGGACAAGUUGAAGUGGCUCUUGAAAUCAUGUCCGAGAUGCCUUCAAAGAGCAUCUUUCCAAAUGAGGUUACCUAUAGUACCAUGAUCCGCGGGUGUGCCAAGGCGGGAAAAUUUGAUAGAGCAUUGAAAUUAUUCAAAGAGAUGAAGAACAAAGGUAUAAAGGCAGACAGAGUGUCUUAUAACACUUUACUUGCUAUAUACACAAGCCUAGGUCAGUUCGAAUGUGCAUUAGAUGUGAGUACAGAGAUGGAGGGAAUGGGUAUAAGAAAAGACGUCGUGACUUACAAUGCCCUUCUGGAUGGGUUUGGCAAACAAGGGAUGUUUGAUAAGGUCAAGGAGUUCUUUGCCAAAAUGAAGGAAGAAAACCUUUCGCCAAACAUUCUCACAUUCUCGAUUUUGAUUAGCGUGUAUUUCAAAGAAGGUUUAUAUCAAGAGGCGGCGGAACUUUAUAAGGAUUUCAAGCAAAGAAACUUGAAACCAGAUGUUGUUCUCUAUAGUAAACUUAUUGACGCGCUGUGUAAGAGAGGUCUUGUGGAGUCUGCUUCGUUGUUGAUUGAUGAGAUGAUGAAAGAGGGGAUAUUACCAAACGUUGUUACGUAUAAUUCUAUAAUCAAUGCUUUCGGUCUGGGAUCAAGCAUUGAGUGUUCAUCGACCGGGAAUGAAUUCACAGUUUGUGAAGAAAAUAAGAGGAGGAGCGAGGAAGAUGAUGAGGAAGACUGCAUUGAAAGGAUAUUCAAGCAGUUAGCUAAUGGGAAAGCGCUCAAAGUAAGGAAUAGGAACUCCUACAGACAGGACUUGUUUUGUGUGUUGGGUAUAUUCCAUAAGAUGCAUGAAUUAGACAUAAAACCGAAUGUUGUCACCUUUUCAGCAAUCUUGAACGCUUGCAGCCAUUGUAGUUCAUAUGAAGAAGCAUCAUUGUUGUUGGAGGAGCUGCGUGUGUUUGAUAACCAUGUUUAUGGAGUGGCACAUGGACUACUAAUGGGGCGUUGUGAAGAAGAUGUAUGGAUUAAAGCUCUGUCUCUUUUUGAUGAGGUAAAACAGAUGGACUCCUCAACUGCUUCUGCCUUCUAUAAUGCUCUGACUGACAUGCUGUGGCACUUUGGUCAGAGACGGGGUGCACAAUUGGUGGUGCUGGAAGGAAAACGGCGGAAUGUGUGGGAAAACACAUGGUCCAAUUCAUGCUUGGAUCUCCAUUUGAUGUCUUCAGGUGCUGCACGUGCGAUGUUGCAUGCCUGGUUACUCAGUAUACGUGCAGUUGUUUUUGAAGGCCAUGACCUACCCAGGUGGUUGAGCAUAUUGACUGGAUGGGGAAAACACAGCAAGGUAAUGGGAGAUGGGACCUUGAAGAGAGCGAUAGAAGCGCUGUUGGACAGCAUUGGGGCUCCAUUUGAAGUUGCAAAAUGUAAUAUGGGGAGGUUUGUUUCAUCCGGGGAUAUGGUGGCGGCCUGGUUGAAGGAAUCAGGCACACUAAAGGUCCUGCUUCUUCAUGAUCACGUAAUCGCACACCCAGAAAGCAAACAUGCAGCAGUAGUAGCAGUAUGAGAAGAGAAGAUGUAUAAUGGGUGUGAUCCAGCUUCAUAGCCAUGCCCCUUUGACCUUUGUAGUGAUUGUAUCAUUAUCCAUCAGGCGCAUGCUGCUCCUUUUUUGUUCAUAUGUAACUUAUAGUGCAUAUAGUCUCUGUUUAUAUUUUGCUGGAACUGGAAGCAGUUUUUUUUUGACAAAAUUGUUGUUUGCAUGGGGGGUGGGGGCAGAUAAACUGGUGUCAAACCCUGUUAGCCUGUCUUUCUACCAUUUUAAAAUCUUUUAAUAAAUUAUAAUUAUACAAAUUUUGAGUUGAUAAGUCCGAAUAAGUUAUUACACCCUCUUGACA